Molecule: messenger RNA, 600 nt
Organism: Linum tenue
Lineage: Eukaryota; Viridiplantae; Streptophyta; Magnoliopsida; Malpighiales; Linaceae
Source: the annotation of a GenBank genome assembly
AGGAAACCUUCAAAGAAGUCCUCUCCUCCGAAACCCCUAAUCCCUAGCCUUCUGCUUCGGGACGGCACCCAGCAGCCCGCUCUCGUACUGCAGCGACUCCGCCGCCACCCUCAUCAGCGGCGGGGAAACACCGGCUCUCCCUAUUUCCCAAAUGUCAUCUUACGCUCGAUCGUACUCUUCAGAGUCCUAAGCGCCGUCGGCGCCUUCCCUGCCGGAAUCCUACCGCCAGCAACAACGAGAUCGCGGCGCCAACAGCCGAGUGGCUAUGGUGUUCACCAGAAUCAGCAGCAGCAACAGAAGUAUCGGCAGCAUCCGCAGUCGUAUGGGCAGGGCAGUUCUUCAUCGGGGUACUCGGGCUUCCCGCCGGGUACACAUCCUGAUGUGAUUCGGAGCUUUGAGAUGGUGGCUGUUGAUUGGAGUGGGUAUAUUGAUGAGAAGGAGCUGCAACGAGCUCUCUCUUCUAGAUAUCAGGCUUCUAUUUGUCAAACCUUAAUCGAAGUUUUGAAAAUGUUGGCUCAAUGGGGUUUCUUUUGUGAUUCAGGGCCUAAAGAAUUUGCAGCUCUCUGGAGUUUGUCUUGGCCAAUGGCGGGCCAUAUAUGA